This is a messenger RNA of Lemur catta (Ring-tailed lemur), 3767 nucleotides long. RefSeq names its product RB binding protein 5, histone lysine methyltransferase complex subunit (gene RBBP5). Gene Ontology annotation, molecular function: protein binding. The transcript is spliced from 14 exons. Bases 129 to 1745 code for a protein of 538 amino acids. Gene Ontology annotation, cellular component: Set1C/COMPASS complex. NCBI's taxonomy places the organism in Eukaryota, Metazoa, Chordata, Mammalia, Primates, Lemuridae. The record is from RefSeq and is a predicted model, not a curated record.
GUCGGAAAGUCUCCGGAGCUUGCGCCAGGCUUUCCGCGGCGCCCCGGGCUCAGACGCAGGUCUCCGGAGCGAGCAGGGGAGAAGGCGUCGUUGCCGGAGCUGAGACCGGGCGGCCGGAGUCCGCAGGGAUGAACCUCGAGUUGCUGGAGUCCUUUGGGCAGAACUAUCCAGAGGAGGCUGAUGGAACUUUGGAUUGUAUCAGCAUGGCCCUGACUUGCACCUUUAACAGGUGGGGCACACUGCUUGCAGUUGGCUGUAAUGAUGGCCGAAUUGUCAUCUGGGAUUUCUUGACAAGAGGCAUCGCUAAAAUAAUUAGUGCACACAUCCAUCCAGUCUGUUCUUUAUGCUGGAGUCGAGAUGGCCAUAAGCUUGUGAGUGCUUCCACUGAUAACAUAGUGUCACAGUGGGACGUUCUUUCAGGCGACUGCGACCAGAGGUUUCGAUUCCCUUCACCCAUCUUAAAAGUCCAGUAUCAUCCACGAGAUCAGAACAAGGUUCUCGUGUGUCCCAUGAAAUCUGCUCCUGUCAUGUUGACCCUUUCAGAUUCCAAACAUGUUGUUCUGCCGGUAGACGAUGACUCCGAUUUGAACGUGGUGGCAUCUUUUGAUAGGCGAGGGGAAUAUAUUUAUACGGGAAAUGCAAAAGGCAAGAUUUUGGUCCUAAAAACCGAUUCUCAGGAUCUUGUUGCUUCCUUCAGAGUAACAACUGGAACAAGCAAUACCACGGCCAUUAAAUCAAUUGAAUUUGCCCGGAAAGGGAGUUGCUUUUUAAUUAACACGGCAGAUCGAAUAAUCAGAGUUUAUGAUGGCAGAGAAAUCUUAACCUGUGGAAGAGAUGGAGAGCCUGAACCCAUGCAAAAACUGCAGGACUUGGUGAAUAGGACCCCGUGGAAGAAAUGUUGUUUCUCUGGGGAUGGGGAAUACAUAGUGGCAGGUUCUGCCCGGCAGCAUGCCCUGUACAUCUGGGAGAAGAGCAUCGGUAACCUGGUGAAGAUUCUCCAUGGAACGAGAGGAGAACUCCUCUUGGAUGUAGCUUGGCAUCCUGUUCGACCCAUCAUAGCAUCCAUUUCUAGUGGAGUGGUAUCUAUCUGGGCACAAAAUCAAGUGGAAAACUGGAGUGCAUUUGCACCAGAUUUCAAAGAAUUGGAUGAAAAUGUAGAAUAUGAGGAAAGGGAAUCAGAGUUUGAUAUUGAAGAUGAAGAUAAGAGUGAGCCUGAGCAAACAGGGGCUGAUGCUGCAGAAGAUGAGGAGGUGGAUGUUACCAGUGUGGACCCCAUUGCUGCCUUCUGUAGCAGUGAUGAAGAGCUGGAAGAUUCAAAGGCUCUAUUGUAUUUACCCAUUGCCCCUGAGGUAGAAGACCCAGAAGAAAAUCCUUACGGCCCCCCACCUGAUGCAGUCCAAACCUCCUUGAUGGACGAAGGGGCUAGUUCAGAGAAGAAGAGGCAGUCGUCAGCAGACGGGUCCCAGCCACCCAAGAAGAAGCCCAAAACAACCAAUAUAGAACUUCAAGGAGUACCAAAUGAUGAAGUCCAUCCACUACUGGGUGUGAAGGGGGAUGGCAAAUCCAAGAAGAAGCAAGCAGGCCGGCCUAAAGGAUCAAAAGGUAAAGAGAAAGAUUCUCCAUUUAAACCGAAACUCUACAAAGGGGACAGAGGUUUACCUCUGGAAGGAUCAGCGAAGGGUAAAGUGCAGGCGGAACUCAGCCAGCCCUUGACAGCAGGAGGAGCAAUCUCAGAAUUGUUAUGAAGACCCUUGAAGUUCUUCGUUCUUCCCCACUUUGCCAUCAUGUGGCCUCUGGACACUGUGGUCAGUCAUUUGAGAUUGACUUUAAUUUAAAACAAAGGCCUCUGCCUCCCACCCAGGAGGUGGGAGGAGUGAAUUUUAUGUUUGAAUGAAGAAGUGAAUUAUGGAAGAAGAGUAUAUGUCCCUUACCUUCCUUUUCAAGUAUAAGUCCAAAUAGGCUCUCAGGAAUGAGGAUUGUGAAGACAUCAAAUAGGAGUUUUGACUCAUUUAAACUUUGAUGCUUAGUUAUAUUGCUGGAGAAAAAAUACCCAUGUGUUGCUCAUACAACGUUAUUGUACCCAGCAUCACUUUGGCUGUCAUUUCCUGUCUCCUGUUAGCCUUCCAUCCUCAGUGCAUGUCCUUGAGUGACUUGUUCUUAUCUGAAAUUUUGCUACAAUAUCCUAGGGAAACUUCUGUUGCUAAUUCUCUUUCUUUCAUUUUUUAAACUUACCUUCCCCCCAGAUAUCUCCUAUAUUUCCAUAUUGUGUACAAAGGAUGGGCAGGAAAGAACGUGCUUGAAAAAUUUUAAAUUUUCAGAAAGGGAAGAAAGAUAAGAAGGCCCCCCUAUACCUACCGUACUACAUUUUGCUCGAGAAGCUGGGCUGUAAGAGAUUCAAGGUUUUUCCUUGUUUUCCUUUCAUUGCAUGUUUCCCUCCAGUAUUGGUUCAUUGUCAUUAAUCAUGGUUUUUGAAGAUAGCUAGUUUUGUCCAUCUCCAGCAAAGAAUCAUCAGCAGUGUGUAUCACUUUAUGUGUGCUGGCUUCCAGAGAUGGAAACAAACCAAGGUGUCACUCAACAAGCUUCUUUUUUAUUGGGAUUGGGGAAUCUAUGCAAUGACUAGGGUAAAACCAUCCAAAAUCAAAGCAGCAGCAACACAGUUCAAAUCAAAGAUUAAGGUGAAAUUUUUUUUUUAUCAUUGCCUGUGGAAAUCUGUUCCCAUCAGUCCCUUCCUGUAUCUAUGCUCCUUUUUCUAUGUUUUCGGUCACUUCCUUUCUGUGAAAGGUUGCUAGCUUUUUUGCCUUUUUUUGCUUUUGUUGUUCUUUAGAUAGAAAGAGUGGAUAGAUGUGUACAUUAGGUGUUUGAUUCUCUGAAAAUUUAGUCAGGAAGCCAGGCACUCAGUAGCCUCCCUGAGUAGUGCUUUUAGUUGACCAGAAGUGCUUAACCUGGAUCAUCAUUUUGUCGGUAUUUUCAAAGGAGAAUUCAAAUAUUGUGCUUAUGGUGAAAUCUUUAUCAGUUGGUGGAUGCUCCUGUAGGUAGCCAAACACAUUGAUUACCUUUUAGAUUUUAGGAUAGAAAUCAAAGUAGAACACAUCAGUAAGAGCCUCUUUCUCCCAUUCCAUCCUUUAGAACCAGUAUAUUCAAUAAUUGAAGAAAGAGCUCUCCCUGAGUCAGUUUCAAAACAUCUGUAUGGUUAGAUGCUAUUACUUUUUCUUUAAAUGCUCAUUUUGUGAAUUGCAUAUGAGUUAGACCAGUGGUUGAGAUUGGUAAGUGGAUCACUAGACAUGUUUUUGUUUUACAGAUAUUAUAUCCAUUCCAGUUUUCUUUGUCCUUUCCCCUGCAAUAGUGUGCAAACUGUGUGAUGCAAAGCGUUUCUGCCUUAUUUCCGUGUGUGAAGUGGCUUGGUUUCCCCUGCCUUCUGCCUGUGCAUCUGUGUGUUUGUGCUGUGUCCACCUCCUAAACUAGCUACUGAGAAAAGCGACUUAAGCCCUGUCAGAUUGUCUCUGGCAGCAGCUCCUAAUAAUUAUUUAUGCUUUUGGAAUUUUUUUUUUCAACUCCUAAAACCUUCUAUGUUAGUUUGACUUUCUUGAUUUGUACAAUAUAUGUAUAUUCUCUUCCUUUUUGUCACCUCCCCACUCCCCCAUUGUUUGUUUUUUUAAAAUGUUCUGUAGUUUUGUACAAGAUGAGACUUAGCCUUGGGUAUAUCUUGCUGAAGCUUUAAUGCUUUGUAAAUAAAAUCGGAUGUUUAUUAAAGAACAGGUGUAGAUGUU